CGGUUGUCGAGAUUUUGUUCGAAUACACUUUUAUUGUGCAUCUGUUGGGCGCGAAUUCACUUAAGGUAGUCAUCAUAUCAUGGAACGAACGUUCAUAAUGGUUAAACCUGAUGGGGUGCAACGAGGUCUUGUUGGUGAGGUUAUACAACGAUUUGAAAGGCGAGGCUAUAAGCUUGUUGCAAUAAAAAUGAUGCAUGCCUCAGAACAGCUUCUUCAGAUUCACUACGAGGCACUCAAAUCUUUACCAUUCUUUCCAAAACUAGUUGCGUAUAUGUCAUCUGGACCUGUUGUACCAAUGGUAUUCGAAGGGCGUAAAGUUGUUGAGAACGGACGUACAAUGUUAGGUGCUACUAAACCUGAAGCAAGUUGUCCUGGAUCAAUAAGGGGAGACUACUGCCAAGAUGUCGGAAGAAAUGUUGUCCACGGAUCAGACUCAACUGAAAGUGCUAACAGGGAAAUCAACUUAUGGUUUACUCCACAAGAACUAUGUCAAUAUAAACAAGCCGUUGACCCUUGGAUCCAUGAAUAGACUGCUGUUUGAUCACCAUUUUAUCCCUGUAGACUGAGUGAUUGGCUAUUUUCCAAAUAAAUUGGAGGUUGUGUUGUAUUACUACUAACUGAUGACUUUAUAUAAUGUUUAUAUAAUGGUAUCUUUGUGUCAGUACCAAUAAUAAAACGUCUGGCAGUGGACUGCACUGAUCGCCGAU
Molecule: messenger RNA, 707 nt
Organism: Schistosoma margrebowiei
Lineage: Eukaryota; Metazoa; Platyhelminthes; Trematoda; Strigeidida; Schistosomatidae
Source: the annotation of a GenBank genome assembly